AUGAAAGAAAAAAAAACGGACCGGGCGAAAAAAAUUAAGAAAGUUCCGGGUGGGCGAGGAAUUAUCAACGGUUAUUUCAGUUUCAACAAUACUAUCUUGAAUUUAAGUAAAGAAAAUGGGGAGGUGUUAUGCCAAGUUAGUGCUGUAGCGGAACAAGUGGCCGAAACAACUAUCAAAAAGGCGGGGGAUUACGGAAUUCAAAAAGUAGUAUUACAAGUGCGAAAUCCAGGCCUGGGUCGGGACGUAGUCAUCAAAAAAAUUAGCGAGGCCAAGACGCUCGAAAUAGAAGAAUUAAUUGAUAAAACUCCCCUAGCGUUUAACGGGACAAGACCACGCAAAAAACCUUGUUCGAUGUUUGAGAUAACUAUUAGUAAUCCAAAAAAAGUUGAAAAAGGCAGUCUGGCGGGAGUUUAUGCUUGUGAAGUUUACUUACCGGAUAUGGAUAAAACUAGUUCAAUUUAUGCUGAUAGUCUGGAUGAAGCUGUUAAGAAUGCGAAUGAUUUUGUCGAUGUUUAUUUACAAGGAAAAAUAACUAACUUAGAAAGGACACUUGUUAGAAAAGAUGAUAUUAGGAAGAGUUUGGAAGAGGAAUUAGAUUGA
Cetraspora pellucida is the source of this 600-nucleotide messenger RNA. The record is from the annotation of a GenBank genome assembly. NCBI's taxonomy places the organism in Eukaryota, Fungi, Glomeromycota, Glomeromycetes, Diversisporales, Gigasporaceae.